Messenger RNA from Doryrhamphus excisus (bluestripe pipefish), 3670 nucleotides. It is a transcript of the gene hps5, whose product is annotated as HPS5 biogenesis of lysosomal organelles complex 2 subunit 2. Lineage: Eukaryota; Metazoa; Chordata; Actinopteri; Syngnathiformes; Syngnathidae. Gene Ontology annotation, cellular component: cytoplasm. Gene Ontology annotation, biological process: developmental pigmentation. Gene Ontology annotation, molecular function: protein binding. The record is from RefSeq and is a predicted model, not a curated record.
AGAUUUCUGUCCAACAGGGGGUGCAUGACCGAAAAAUGAUUGCUAACUACUGCUUUAAGAGCAUAACAUUCUGCUCAGUUAGCACUCUUUCAGGAAGUGUGUGCCUGCUGAGGUUUGCUGACCUGCUCAGCUGCAGCUCCCACGGUGCGGAUAGUUUGAAGGGACGAUGCAGACAGCAGUUGUGCCAGAGAUCCACAGUCAUGUCUUGGCAGAGUUUGACUGCCUCGACCCGCUUCUCUCCACUCUACGCUUAGACUCUGGCAGGCUCAAGUGCACAUGCUUGGCGGUAUCUAGGAAGUGGCUGGCAUUAGGAACAUCGGCCGGAGGAUUGCAUCUCAUUCAGAGAGAAGGCUGGAAACAAAGACUAAUACUUACUCAUAAGGAAGGUUCUAUUAUCCGGGUGUCGUGUUGUCCACACGAUGAAGACUUUAUCGCUGUUGCAACGAGUCAGGGUCUGGUGGUGGUGUGGGAGCUGCAGCUGGAGCGCCGUGGUCGUCCAGAGAGAGUGAGUGUGUCCGGGGAGCACAGGGGCCAGGCCAUCACCGCACUUUGUUGGGACACCAACGCGCUCAGGGUUUUUGUGGGAGACUCAGCAGGCAAAGUCUCUUACCUUCGUGCAGGAUCCUCUAAGCUGGGAAAGGGUUCAGGAUUUGUUAUCUUUCCUGUUCAAACCGUCACCACAGUCGAUUCCAAAGUAGUUCAGCUUGGCUUCCAGGAGGGUCGACUGCUGGUGUCUUCUCUGAGUCGCUGUUACCUCUGUGAUACAGAGAGGGAGAAGUUUUGGCGUGUUGGCAACAAGGAGCGUGAUGGAGAAUACGGAGCUUGUUUUUUCCCCCAAAACAAGGGGUUGUUGGUGGGCCAGCCCCCUCUGCUGUACUGCGCCCGGCCAGGGUCUCGAAUAUGGGAAGCCAGUUUUAAUGGCGAGGUUCUGAGCACCCAUCAGUUCAAACAGGUGCUGGCCUGCCCCCCUUUACCUCUCAUCACAUUCAGAAAUGAGCCACAAUACAAUCCAGGACAAAAGAGCCCCCAGUCAAUCGCCUUCCCUAAACUACUAUAUUUUGGAGACCAAAACUUGCUGAGCUGGACUGAUUCAGCCAUUUAUAUCUUCACACCUCAUAACGGUCAGGUUCUUCUAUGGACAGAAGUCAAAGAUGUGCUCGAUGUCGCUGUGUACCGCAAUGAGCUCUUCUGCCUCCAUGGUAGCGGCCGUCUGUCCCACCUGUCCCUGUUGUCUGUGGAACGAUGUGUUGAGCGGCUUCUCCGUCGGGAAUCCUGGACUCUCGCAGCUUGUGUCUGCUGUAUGUUCCAGCACACCAUCAGCAUCAGUCGGGCCAGAAAGUCAGUUCCCGUCGACCGCCUGGAACACCUUCGCUCUCAACUCAGUUCCAGCACGCAUCACGAGUUGAUUGGUCAACUUGAAGAUGUGAUCGCUAAGCUUGAACCCCUGGACUCGACCUCCAGCAGCCGAAGAAGCAGCAUCUCUUCACACGAGAGCUUCAAUGUCCUGGACUGUGGUAUCUACCGAGUGAUCAGUCGCAGAGGGAGCCAGUCAGAUGAAGAAACGAGCUCCCUCAUUAAUCAGUCCAUGUCUGAAGAGGAGCGACUCAAGGAAUUCAGCUUUGCACAAGAAGAUGAUCAAGUGGACCAUGAGCCACAGAGCAACGAACGUAUGGAAGCUGAGCGAUCUGAGCAAGGCCUGCAAUUCCAUCUGCCCCUGUCAUUCCGCCCCAAACCCCCUCGCAUUGCACUGCAGGCCGUGAAAGACAGUGUUUCUAGUUUUGUUAAGAAGACCACUGAGAAGAUCAAUACGCUCCAGAUGAACUCCGAGCUCUGGCAGCGACCCGACUUGAGAGAGAGUGCACAGGCUGACAUGUGUGCCACCUCUGCUCCUUUCUCAGAGGAAGCAGAUAUUGAGGUUUAUGUAGAAAUGUCCAAUACAGAGUGCGACUUAGUGGAGCUUCAGUCGGCCACAGAGCAAGCAAUUUCUCAGACCCAAGAUCCGUUGGUACUGCUGGAUCCAGAUUUCCUGGGAGAAACUCUACAAAAGUGGUUGAAGGUGCUAGAGCGAGUCCUCAAGCCCGCUGAACUUCCAGAGUCAGCUGCUGGAGGUCCUGCAGAUGUGGACGCAGCAGGGCAAGACACAGAGGAACACAAACCAGAGGAAUCCUCAGAAGAAACCGCAGUAAGCUCUCCAGAGGAGAAAACUGAGAUUCCAGAGGUGGAGCGUGACAGUCGUCUGACCGUAGAUAGCAAGACUGGUCUAGAACCUGUGCGAGUGGUGUCACCCAAAACUUUACCAUCUGAUCUCCUGGCUCAUCUCACCCAGCUAGCCACACUUUACACAGAAGUGAGCUGUUUCAGAAAGCAGGCAAAACAGCAAGCGUUGAGCUGCACAACCUUCCUGCGCCGCUACUUCUUCCUGCUGGACCAGGAGCGAAUUAGACGCAUGUGUCUGCUCUGUUGCCAGGAGCAGCAGGAGGUGCACGCCUCCUUCAUUGAAGCAAUGCUAGAUGUCACCCAGUCCAGCAAAGUGGCGGAAGUCAUUGAGAGAGGCGAUUUACAAAAAUCACUACGCUAUCUGAGAGAACUGCAGCCCUGGAGUGCCCCCUAUCUCCUAGCUCACUUACACAGAUUGUAUGAAAAGCAAGGGGAGGCGGCCGUACGCUCCUUUUCCCAGUUCUAUCCCACUAUAACGCCUACAGAUGUGAUGAGGAUGGCUCAUAGAAGCCACUUCCUGGCCUACUUGGAUAACUUGGUGCUGUCUCAAGCCGAGGAGCACAAGUUAUCAUUCCUGCAGUCUCUUCUUGACCCAGAAUCACUGCGGCAGGAGUGGCUAGAACUGGCACUUACCCAUGAUGCUCCUCAAAGCUGCGAUACGCUAACACCUGAUGGACAGCCCAGGUGGAACUCCCAUUGCUUCCGUUGGGGUUAUGGACGCCUCCUGUCCCUCCUGAUACGACUUCCUACUGAUUUGUCAUCCAAGCAGAAGAUGGCAGAAACCUGCCGUCGUCAUGGGUACUGGACUGGAUAUCUCUAUCUCUGUUGUGAGAUGCAGCGUCGCUCUGAAGCUUUCGCGACUAUUUGUCAGCUGGAUGACAUCAGCCUGCUGGAGGAACCUGAAGGUGUGCCACCUCAGAACUUGGACGAGUGGAGGCUCCUUAUCCAGUUGGCUCAGGACAGCAGCUGUGCAGUAGACCAGCUCGCUGGUGUCAAUGGAGGCACUUUAUCCAACGGUUCUGCUGACUGCAGCAGAAAAGUCAGCCCGGAGAACCUGACCCUGCGCCUGGCCCGCUCAGUCGGACCGGAGAGAGCCAUGGCUGUCCUGGAGGAGUGUGGAGUACACCUGGUGCUUUCUCCUCAUUCUCAACUGGUGUGUGAGCUGCUCAAGGUUGCUGAGAAGAGGCAGCGAGCCACCAUUCUGACGAUGCUUGAGCGCUGUGAUCGCUUCUUGUGGUCUCAACAUGCUUGACCGCAGCCAUGAAGAUAAUGGCGGCAUAUUACUUUCAAAUAAAGCUGUGCGUUUAUUUUAAUGAAGGUACUCACCCUUAAAAGUAUAAACAGUAUUAACUGCUCAUAUUUUGCACAGUUUUCCUUAUCUCUGAAUGUACAGUUGGUACAGACUGUAUUUGCAAAACAAAUGGUCAAAAAUGUUUAACCAGGUGUUAUUUCA